UUUGCAUUUCCACGACGAUGGAAGUUCAUUAUCCUGCCUCCGAAGAGGUUGUAAAAUCUCCCAGACGGUCUGCAUGGAAGUUGCAUCAUACAUCACAUGAGAUAGAACAAAGUCCCUCUAAGAAGGAAUUGGGGUAUAAGAAUUUCGACUGGAAGGAAUCUGUCGAUUAUGAUGAGAACAACAGCAAAAAAGAAACAGUUUCUCAAGACCAAGGAACCACUUCUUUAUUAAAAUUCUUUCUGUUCGUAGCAUGUGUGGGUUCCAGUAUGUUUGGAAUGGAUCAAGCAUUGUUGUCUUCCGUGGCUCUGUUUGCUCCCGAAGCAUUGCAUCUAACAUCCAAUGAAUGGUCUUGGAUAUCCUCGGGGGCUACUUUGGGUGCUACUUUUGGAGCUAUUGCGGCAGUGCCAUUUAAUUGGCUCAUUGGAAGGAAAAAAGUUCUGAUGUUAUCUUCACUCUUAUAUAUUGCUGGAGUCGUUAUGGCUACUGCUGCAGAGAACUUUAUUGUGCUCUUAUUGGGAAGAGUUAUUAUGGGAGUUGGAAUGGGUACAGAGGCAAUGACCAUACCCAUUUAUAUAUCCGAAGUAGCUCCUAAAUCUCACCGUGUUCUUAUGGGUGAUGUGGUCGAUGCCAUAUUUAUCCAUGUUCAUCCAGGUUCAUGGAGAUAUAUGAUUGGUUCUGGUGCCAUUGGGCCUAUUCUUCAACUCGUUUGUGUAUUCUUUUUUCCGGAGAGUCCCAGGUGGUUACUCAAAAAUGGUAGGAGGGAAGACGCUCAAAAGGCAUUUUCAAGUUUCCGCCGACCUACUCCCAUUUCAGAACAAGAAUACAAUGAAAUGGUCGAACGAGUAGAACAGGAACUACGUGAAAGUAGCUCUUCAGGAAUCGUAUGGAAGGAUAUAUUUACCAAUCCAAGAGUUCGGGCUACUUUCAUGAUUGGCCUUCUCGUCUCACUGGCCCAACAAUGGAACGGGGCAACGGCAUUGGGAUAUUAUGAACCUACGAUAUUCACGGAAUUGGGACUUGAUACUUUUCAAGCGGUAUAUGUGACUGUACCCAUCGGUUUCUGGAUGUUGUUAUGGACCAUACCUCCAUAUUUUCUAUUGGACAAACUGGGAAGAAGAAAAACAUUGUUAUUCACUUUCCCCAUAUUCAUCAUCGGUUUGAUCAUUUCAGGAACAACAAUACUUCAACACUCUCCAAAGAAAAAAGCUAUCGGAUUCUUUGUUGGAUUAGCUUUGUACUAUAUCGGAUAUGAACAAGGAAUUUCUCCUCUGGCUUGGGCUCUUAACGGAGAAAUCUAUGAACUCCACGUUAGAAACAUUGGAAUGGCUUGGGGUGCUUCUACACUGUUGGGUUCCGCUUUUGUUUCUACUUACACUUUCUCCAGACAAGUGGCCGCACUGAGCUUGCCUGGUGUGUUUGGUUUGUACGCAGCACUAUCUACCAUUUUCUGGAUAUUGCUGUUUUUCUUUCUGCCUGAAACAGGAAAUGUCUCUCUAGAAGGUGUGAGAGAUCGGUUUGAAGGAGGACUCACAUCCAUUGCCAAACGCAAUUGGAAAAACAUUCAAUCCAAGAAGAAGGACUCCAGUUUGAUAUUGCCUGGGUUUCAGAAAUGAGUUUCUUUUCAAUGUAGUAGAGUAGUAAGGUAGCUGCUUGAUAAAAUGAGUGAUUGUGUU
This is a messenger RNA of Galdieria sulphuraria, 1673 nucleotides long. Its product is annotated as MFS transporter, SP family, sugar:H+ symporter. Bases 18 to 1613 code for a protein of 531 amino acids. The transcript is spliced from 3 exons. Gene Ontology annotation, molecular function: myo-inositol:proton symporter activity. Gene Ontology annotation, biological process: transmembrane transport. The record is from RefSeq and is a predicted model, not a curated record. Lineage: Eukaryota; Rhodophyta; Bangiophyceae; Galdieriales; Galdieriaceae. Gene Ontology annotation, cellular component: membrane.